Ambispora leptoticha is the source of this 1137-nucleotide messenger RNA. The record is from the annotation of a GenBank genome assembly. Lineage: Eukaryota; Fungi; Glomeromycota; Glomeromycetes; Archaeosporales; Ambisporaceae.
AUGGCGCUUCCAAAAUUACUAUCGCCAAGAUUCUGGUUCGAUAAAUGUCUAACGCUAUUCCUGCAAUUAAUACUGGCGUUAUUAUUACAAACACUGUACCUUUUGAAAGGGGAAGAUGUUAGAGUAACCGACGUGAAAGUGACCGUUCGUAAAUCGUUGCCAUCUAAAGGUUCCCGAUCAAUAGCAAACAGUCCUCUCAAAUCAACUAAACAAACCACAGUUAAGCAAAAUGGCCUUACGGUUAAGGCAGGUCCAACCACUAAUGAUAAUGAUACCACCGCUACCACAAUUUCUUCUGCUAUCAUCGAAGCCACUUCCAAUCCCCAAGGAGAUUUAAAAUGUACCAAGGAAGUUGAAGAAAAGAUUAUCGGAACCUUGACUGAAGUGAAACCUGCUAAUCUUCAAACCGAAAUCCUAUUAGAGGAGAAUAAUGUGGCCACGCCUAUCACGCCCAUUGAAAAUGAAGUCGUCGCAAAAGGAAACGAAAGCGAGUCUUCCGAAACAAUCUCAUCCGAAAAGAUCAUCUUGGAAGAGGAAUCCGCUACCCCCAUUGUUGAAGAAUCCGCAUCAAUGGAAGAAUCCAAGGAAGAGUCCAAGGAGGAAGCCAAGGAGGAAUUUGAAGAGGAAUCUAAAGAAGAAUCUGCAGCUCUCGAAGAUGAUUCUGUUCAAAGUAGUAACGUUUCAGAAGCCUCAUUGUCACCAAUGUCAUCGCCUACGUUGUCACCAACCGAGGACACGGAAAAAGUUGCACAAUUGGCACCACUUGAAAUGAAAACAUCACAUGAAUUCACACUCUCUAGCGAUGCCACCACCGCUAUUGUUGAAUUCCAUUGGAAACAUGGUGGAACAAACGUAUUUGUCACUGGUGAUUUCGAUAAGUGGCAAGUAACCCAUCAAAUGCAGAAAGAUCCGGUCACUGGACAUUUCACCACCAAAAUUCCAAUUGAUAUAACAAAACAACAAGCAUUCAAGUUUGUAGUCGAUGGAAAUUGGUGUGUUAACAAUGACUGGCCAUCAACACGCGAUGAACAUAAUAAUGAAAAUAAUGUUAUCUACGCUUUUGGAUCAGGUCCAAUGAGCCCAGAAUACAAAGAAUACGUCGUGUCACCAUACACUUAUGCUGCUGCCGCUUACUAA